Messenger RNA from Anneissia japonica, 3785 nucleotides. RefSeq lists its product as uncharacterized. NCBI's taxonomy places the organism in Eukaryota, Metazoa, Echinodermata, Crinoidea, Comatulida, Comatulidae. Gene Ontology annotation, cellular component: nucleus; cytoplasm. The transcript is spliced from 4 exons. Bases 116 to 2728 code for a protein of 870 amino acids. Gene Ontology annotation, biological process: negative regulation of intrinsic apoptotic signaling pathway in response to DNA damage. The record is from RefSeq and is a predicted model, not a curated record.
AAUUUGUGUGGCACUUUCAAAAUAGAAAAUUCGCCGAUAUACUGAGUCUCAGAGAAACAGACUUUGUUAAUUAAAAUGGGAUGUUACAACAAAGAUUUGCGAAGGUGGCAAUUCAAUGGGUGAAUAUCGAUGUGUUCUGCUUGCGACCGUCCUGAAAGUCCAUAAUUCAAUUCCUUUUUAUCCUUACUGCAAGCGAUGCUACACCAAGCUGGUCUUUGACUCCAAGAAAAAAAUAUGGAAGUGCAGUCAAUGCUCAAAUAGGAUGAAGAACGUGGACGUUACGUAUCGCUUUCGUCUUUCAAUGUCUGUUGCCGACAGACGAGGUGUAGCUGAUGUUUGCAUCUUUGGACAGUGUUUGAACAACAUUUUUGGAUCAACUGCUGACAAUUUUCAAAAGUAUUUACAACAUAUUGAAGUUUCACACCCAGAUAUUGACGCGAACUUGCUUCUCCAAUCUGCUGAAACUAAUACCAUUACUGGAAAUCAGUUCUACUUUGGUUUUAAAGUGGCAUGCAAGACAGGAAUCAACAUCAAAGGACUGGAUGAUCUUGUAGUGCAUCACUCAGAAGACCACAUGCCAAGGAGUAUCGUAGCUUGUCAGGCUAUCCAACCAUUCCAAAGCUCUCAACAUUUGACAGUUAUUCAAUAUCUUAAACACUGGAUCCACUGCCUUUCCAAAACAACAAUUACAGAUUCAUGUUCAGCCGCAUUAUGCUGCUGUCACAACAACCAUGGGAUUGAUGACAGAAAGCAGUCUCUUAGAAAGAGUUCUACUUUCAUCUGUAGUGGCUCUUCUACAGAAUCUAACAGUCAAAGGAAGUUGGCUACAAACUCUCUUGUAUUAAGCUAUGAAGAAUCUCUUCAGGCUUCAAACAGUCAAGGCAUUCAUAGCCAGCCAUUAACAGUAUCGGUUGAUGCAAUAGAACAUAGUCGUAGAGAAAGUUUGCAGUCACUUAGAGAAUUUAAUGAAUCAGAGACAGUGUGGGAAGAUGGUUUCCACUCUUGUAGCUCCAAAAAUUGUGCUGAAAAUCUUAUUGAUAGUUUUAUGCAUAUAAAUAACUUUACAAAUCAUGAAGACAAUAAACCUGUUCGACAAAUUGAAGACAACCAAUCAAAAAUAAUCAGUUCUAAUAGUAUUAGGACGUGCCAGCAAAAUUCUACAUCCUCUGUUAAAUCCAAUGAAUCCACAACCUUUCCUGAUGAUUUGCCAUUCUCUGAGGACCUUGAACUUUUUCUUGAGAGAGUUGAUGCCAGGCAUGCUGAAGGAAAUAUUGGAAGUUCAAGUGGAAGUAUGAAUGCUAGAGAACUAUCACUGAAGGUCAAAAUAGAGGAUUGUGCAGAACAUCAUUCGGUAGCUAAUCCUGCGAAGUCUACAGAGACUCUGCAGACACCUUUGGGUGAAACUCUUGACAAUGAUGUUUCUGAGAUAAGGGAACCAAAUAACUUGAGGAACCAAACAUAUCUGAGUGAAUUACCUUUCCCAGAAGACUUUGAAUCAUUUGUACAGCAUUUAGAAAGUAAAAAUGAAGGUGAAACAGCAGAUUCAUGUAAACGAUCGCCAUUAUGCACACAUGGAAAUGUCAUUGAUUCUUCCAAUGAAGAAAACCUUUCAAAGCUGCAAUGCAGAAGAGAUCCGAACAGAAGUUUGAAGAGACAGGUUGCAAACAAUCUUACACAUAUUUCUGCUGGGAUUGUGCAUGAAACUUUACAAACUUGUAGGUUUUCAACACCUAUACAAGUUCCAAUAAGGACUGGAUUUAGAAAAAAUUGCAAAAGAAGAUUACAACACCAACUUAAGACAGAUCUUCCCACUGACAGACCACGACGAAAUUCUCACUGCAACACGUCAAAUACAGAGAAGGAAGCAAGUCAUAAAAAGCUACUUAAGCAUGCAAGCUGCCCACAAAACAGUGUUUUAGGAGAUACCACAGAUAGAAACUUACUAGAGUUGCCCAGUGAUCUUCAAGUAUUUAAUAAUUCUACAUUUGAGUUAUUUUCAUCACAAAGUUUAAUUUCUCCAAUCAGUGUUAAUGGAAAUAGUAAAAUUACAUUAAAAAAGAGGACAAAAUCACUUUCGAAGGAUUUAAUGGAGAGAAGGUUGCAGUCUAAUGUGAUUGAAUCUCAAAGGAAAUUGAGUCACAAAUUGGAUCUACUGAAAAGUGCAACUAAAAAUUCUGGUCUCAGUCAUUCAAAUGUCUGCCAAACAUUUGAUGCCAAACCAGAUGAUCAUAAUACUUCGACACAGCAGUUAUUUGAUUCCUUCAGUGAUGUGUCUUCACUUGUGUCGCCUAAUCUAGAAACGAAAAACCAAAUUCAGAAUUUAGGCAAAGUAUUUUCUCCAGUGAAUAAACUUACGAGAAAUUUUGGAAAUUACCCAACAGAAGAAAAUCAGAACGUUUUAACAUUCCAAAAGUUUGCUGAAGAUUUAAAAGAUCUCGGUAGUAUCAAAAACUGUGACAGUACCGUGACUUCAGGAAUUAUAGAACCUGUAUCCAGUGUGGUUACAAGUUACCAUAGUGCAGAUCUUUUCUCGCAAUCUUAUUCACACCAUAGCUGCAAAGUGUUGGAAAGUCGGCAGUUUUCCAGAACUCCCGAUUUGUUUUCGUCUUGGAGUAAUGAUACUAGUCUUAUGGUGAGCAAUGAUGACCAUGCCAGCCAGAACAACCAUGAUAAAUUUGAUGGUAAUUUAAGCAUGCCAUUAUUUUCCAGUUUUGAGGACAGUGGUUAAUUUGGAAUUCACAAGGAAUAAGACUUAUUUUUGCAACUUUUUAAAGCUAUUUAUUAAUAUUCCUGAACUCUGUCUACACUAUAGCAUUUUAUAUGGCAAAUACUUGACUGUGAUAUGACAUACAUGCCCAUAUAUGGGCAAAUAAGUCAUAUCUUUCCAAAAAAAUAUUGGUAAUGUGAACAUUAUAUUUUAUUUAGAAAAUUAUGUACUGUACAGUACAACAUAUAUUAAGAGAAACCUAAUUACUGGGUAUAUUUUAAGAUUAUCAAUGAAGAUUUAAGCCGGGUACUCACUGCUCUAUGAAGAACGCAACGCGACGUGCCGUGCGCGCAACAGAUCGUUUUUAAUGACGAUCCAUUCAGACUGCCACCGAAAAUCAGCGGACGGCAUCGCAUCGUCUAGCACUCAUGCGGCGGUCGUACGAUGCAGCGAGUGUCUGAAUUUAGUAAAUAAUAAACAUAAAUUAAUUUAAAUUUUGGAUACCAGAAUGUGUUUGAAACAUUAGGGAAUUUUCGAUGCACGACGUUAUCCAUAACUUUAACGGAUGACGUCAUAAUUUAUUCAUCUUACGUUACUAAUUACGUUAAUUUCAGGAUUUUACGUGCUCGACGUACAUUAGUUAUGGGUUUGUGCAUGCGUAUUUCGAUGUGUUUACAAAAGGGGCGAAGCUAUCGCGCUGCAUGUUGGGUACUAACGUUAAAGUUAACGUCAUGCAUUGAAAUCUCCCUAAUGUCUAGUAAAAACCACUCCGGGCUGGCCUAUCUACCGCCUUACCUUGCCCGGUGGUCUAGUGAAAAAUUAGCAAGGUAUUUCCUUACUACCUUCGUAUGAGCCUAAAAAAAUAUCAUGGGCUAGUAAAACAGUCUAUGGGCUAGUAUUAAAAUCUACUAAAUUAGCCCAGUGGGCUAGUUACCAAAGAAAGUUAGAGCAAGGCCAGAAUUACAAAUUAAUUACUUAUAUCAAACCAAUAAAGACAUCUAUAAAAUAUUGAAAUUUUUUUUUUUGGUGAAAAUUAUGUAAUAACAAAAUAAACUAUAUUUAAUAGCAAAAAUAAAAA